AUGGCUUUGAAUAUUCAUCAAAACUUGACGGUUGAAGAAAAGAUUGCUCGACAUGAUUGCAAUAAUACAGUCUCCACAAGGGAAAUAGUGGUGCAGUUCAAUGCUGAUGUUGCUGAUGGGAUGCAAUGGAAGUUUAUUCCCACACAGAGAGAGGUUAGGGUCAAGCCCGGUGAAAGUGCCCUCGCAUUUUAUACUGCGGAAAACAAAAGUUCUACUCCAAUAACAGGUGUUUCUACGUAUAAUGUGACUCCAAUGAAGGCUGCAGUGUACUUCAAUAAAAUACAAUGCUUCUGCUUUGAAGAGCAGCGACUUCUUCCCGGAGAGCAGAUUGACAUGCCUGUAUUUUUUUAUAUUGACCCGGAAUUUGAGACGGAUCCUAAAAUGAAUGGUAUCAAUAACAUCAUGUUAUCAUAUACCUUCUUCAAGGUUCCUGAGGAAUAAGACCAACAUGAAUGUUCACGUGAAAUUCAAAUAAAAUCUCCUUCCAAUUCAAAGUACAAAGAGGCAGAGCACAUUGAUGAAGCUUGAGUUUUCGUUACUUAUGAUAACCUUGUGAUCAAGUUUUGAAGGUUCAAGGUACAAUGCCAUGACAUCAGUGAAUUAUGCUGAUUUUCUGGUGCUUCUAAGUUAAAACAGCAUUUGGAGUACCUCCUGAAGUUAGCCAUUUAGAUUAAUUAUUUUGCUUUAAAAGUUAUUGAAAUUCAUGUUGGCAAAAAAGGUAUGUUAGAAUAACGUGUAUGGUCAAUGGAAACUAGGAAGGUUUGAGUUUUGGUGUAAGUCUAAUGAGGCAUUUAUUUUAUACUUUUAUAAAACUCAAUUAUUUAUAGAUGAU
This is a messenger RNA of Vigna umbellata (rice bean), 832 nucleotides long. The record is from RefSeq and is a predicted model, not a curated record. NCBI's taxonomy places the organism in Eukaryota, Viridiplantae, Streptophyta, Magnoliopsida, Fabales, Fabaceae.